This is a messenger RNA of Miscanthus lutarioriparius, 474 nucleotides long. NCBI's taxonomy places the organism in Eukaryota, Viridiplantae, Streptophyta, Magnoliopsida, Poales, Poaceae. The record is from the annotation of a GenBank genome assembly.
AUGGCGGGCCUCGGGUUCGAGGAGACCGAGCUCCGGCUCGGCCUGCCCGGCGGCAACGACCCCGGGGAUGCCGCGACGGCGGCGAGGAAGCGGGGUUUCGAGGAGACCAUCGACCUCAAGCUGAAGCUGGAGCAGCCGGCGGCGGCGGCGUCAUGGGCCACGGCGCACGUGGUGGAGGAGGAGCAGGAGGAGGCUGGCACUGGCGACAUUGUCGUCCCCGCCGCGGUCCCACUGUCGUCGCCUCCAGCAGCCACCACCGGCGGCACAGCUACGACCAUGAAGAGGUCGCCGAGCCAGAGCAGCGCACUAUGCCAGAAAACGUUAUCAGUGACGCGUGCUAACAUAGCAUUUGAGCAGGUUCAGGCUAACAUAGCAUUUGAGCAGUACAGAAUGAGGUGGUGCAUCCCUCCCGGUCACUUGAUUUUUCCGCUUCCUCCUAUUCUUCUCGGAUGGACCAUCGCUCUUACGCUUUAA